Cryptomeria japonica (Japanese cedar) is the source of this 2409-nucleotide messenger RNA. Its product is annotated as G-type lectin S-receptor-like serine/threonine-protein kinase At2g19130. The record is from RefSeq and is a predicted model, not a curated record. NCBI's taxonomy places the organism in Eukaryota, Viridiplantae, Streptophyta, Pinopsida, Cupressales, Cupressaceae. Gene Ontology annotation, molecular function: ATP binding; protein serine/threonine kinase activity. Gene Ontology annotation, biological process: protein phosphorylation; recognition of pollen. The transcript has a single exon. Bases 1 to 2409 code for a protein of 802 amino acids.
AUGGCGAUGAAUUAUUUGCUCCUCGCAAUUUCUAUGAUUAUUACAUUGAAUAAUUGCACUUCAUCAGCACUGCAUGGUGGGGAUACGCUUUUAAUGGGGGGUUCGCUCGCUGGAAAUCAGACCAUAACGUCAAAGAAUGGAACGUUUACGUUGGGGUUUUUCUCUCCGAGAGGAACGAGUAAUUGGUAUGUUGGCAUCUGGUAUGCACGAAUGUCUCCGAAGGUCACAGUUUGGGUGGCUAACAGAGAUAAUCCUGUCAGAAGUGUGCCUGGUGUCCUGAAAUUUUCAAGCGAAGGUCGUCUCAGACUGUUUGAUAGAGAAGGGCGUUCAGUGUGGUCGACUGAUGUUGGUCUGAAAGGAUCGUGGGCUAUGAUAACAGACCCUGGUAAUUUUAUCAUGCUGGGUCAUGGUCACAAUAAGUCAGAGAUAGUUUGGGAGAGUUUCGCUCAUCCGGGAGAUACAUGGUUGCCUGGCAUGAAGAUGUGGAAAGGCAUGAAGCUAACUUCGUGGAAGAGUUCUGUGGAUCCUGCAAUUGGGUUAUUUUCUUUCGAAAUGGACAAGUCUCCUGGAAAGACGGACAUGGUGUUGGUCUAUAACAACAGUGUUACAUAUUGGUCCAGUGGAGAAUGGACUGGGAGUUAUUUUGCAAACAUUCCCGAAGGGGAGGCUUAUACUCAAAAGAUAUUCAUAUUUUCCUUUGUGAGGGUUUCUCCUUCAAGAAUAAACUAUCAGUUUAGAGUAAUCACGUGGGGACAUAUAUUGACUGGGCGCGUAGUGUUAAAUGAGAAGGGUGAAUUAAAAAUUUACCUCUGGAUGGAUGAUGAUGCUUGGAAUGAGGCAUGGUCAUCACACCGAGGUCAAUGCAGUGAGCAUGAUAUCUGUGGGGCGUAUGGACUGUGUAAUCUGAAUGAUGUAUGUAGUUGUAUUGAGGGUUUCAUUCCCAAGCAAUACACUCAAGGUUUGUUGUCAAGUGGGUGUGCGCGGCGAAGAACCUUGCACUGCUCUAUCACCGCGGGCACCACCGACGGCUUCCUGGAAUCCAAGAACCGAAACUUGCCCGAAGAAGGAGCUGUCUCAUACAACAACGAGUCAACACUGCAAGGCUGCAGGACUGUUUGUCUCAACAAUUGCUCCUGUACAGCCUUUUCUUUCGUUAUCUCUGAUCUACCAGUCUGUAGACUCUGGUUUGGGGAUUUAUUCAUAAUGCGGGUUUCAUCUGACAACCAAUCCAUCUUCAUCAGGCUAGCUGUUUCUGAGUUGCCCCCCUCGAUGUCAAGCAGAAGCGACAAAACCCCUGUAGUUCUUAUUGUACUUCUUUCUGUCGUGGCUUUCCUGGUUGUCUCAUCUCUCCUUUUUGGCGCAUUUCUUAUGUGGAAACGUCGAAGACUGCGAAAGAAAGGCUUGGAAGAGGAUGUGCCGAUAUCUCUCAAAAUGUUCACUUACAAAGAGCUCCGAAUUGCAACGGAGAAUUUCAAGCACAAGCUGGGAAGCGGUGCAUUCGGUUCUGUGUUCAAAGGAACUCUGCCAGACAGCACGCUUGUGGCUGUUAAAAGAUUAGAGUGCUCUGCAGGAGCAGAAAAGCAAUUCCGUGGGGAAAUAAAUACCAUCGGGAGAAUACAGCAUGUGAAUUUGGUGAAGCUCUGGGGAUUCUGUGUAGAAGGCUCUCGAAGGCUACUGGUUUAUGCCUACAUGCCCAAUGGUUCUCUAAAUUCAUUUCUCUUCUGUGAAGAGGGAGAAGCAGAGACGGUUUUAUUGGAUUGGAAGACCCGUUUUGAGAUCGCACUGGGUACUGCGCGUGGAUUAGUUUAUCUCCAUGAGGAAUGCAAGGAUCGUAUCAUUCACUGUGAUAUAAAGCCUGAAAACAUUCUUUUGGACGGUGACUUCAGCCCGCAGAUAGCUGAUUUUGGUUUGGCAAAGCUGGUGGGCAGAGAUUUCAGUCGUGUAUUGACGACCACAAGAGGAACUCGAGGGUACUUGGCCCCCGAGUGGAUCUCCGGCCUUCCUAUCACUUCCAAGGUGGACGUAUACAGUUUUGGUAUGACAUUGCUGGAAAUUUUAUCCGGUCGUAGAAAUUUGGACUUGAAGGUGGAGAAGAGCAGAUUGUACUUUCCUACCUGGGCUUUAUCACAGAUUGGGGGAGGAAACAUAAUAGGUGUUGUGGAUGUAAGAAUAGCAAGUGAGGCGAAUAUCGAAGAGGUGAGAAGAGCAGCAGUGGUGGCGGGGCUAUGCAUUCAAGACGAUGAAAAUAGGAGGCCAAGCAUGGGUGAAGUGGUGAGGAUAUUAGAGGGGACGAUGGAAGCUCCUGUGCCAGAGAUUCCAAGGUCCCUACAGGUGUUGGUAGAUCAAGUAGAAGACGACGAAACUGCUCAAACUCCUGGGAUGUUAUUAAGCAGUUCUAUGCCCACGUAA